AUGAGAAGGCUCCGUGGCAACCGCGGGGCACCAAAUGCAAUUCCUGUUCAGCUUGAUCUUGUAGCUGCAUGGGAGAGUGAGGUUAGUCAUCACACUGGUGAUGCUAGUCAACAUACUAUUAUUGUUAAGCACUUUGAAGAGGCAAAUGUGGAAGAGAGAAGGUUGAUAUCUUUCCGGAAGCAUAAGCCUCCAUCCUUUUUGGGGUCUAAGGAUCCUAAGGUAGUUACUACAUGGCUACAAGGCAUGGAGAAGAUAUUUCAAGUUAUGAGGUGUCAGGAUCCUCAGAGGCUAAGGUAUUCAGUAUAUAUGCUGGAAGGUGAGGCACACGAGUGGUGGUGCAAUGCGUCGAGGCCAUUUGAGAUACAAGGACAAGAGAUGACUUGGGGGCUAUUCCAGAAUCUAUUCCAUGAGGAAUACUUUCCUAGAUAUGCUAGGGAAGCGAAGCAGGGAGAGUUUGAUAGAGUGGUGCAAGGCACCAUGUUAGUGGAUGCUUAUGUGGCGAAGUUUAAUGAGCUUGUAAAGUUUGCUAAUUAUGGCGGGGUUCUACCUACCCCGAAUCUUUUGGCUGCUAAGUUCCAGAAGGGACUUAAUGAGAAAAUAGCAAAGUGUAUGUCUAAUAUAGCGGUGCGAAACUUUGCGGAUCUUGUUACCCAAUGCAAAAGGGUAGAGACUGUUUAUGGGAGGUACCCUAAGUCCAGUGCUUCUCGUGAGCAAGAGAUGAAGAAGAAUGCUAAUCCUUUCGAUUCCAACUGGAUGGGUAAUAACAAAGGCAAAGGUUUACAAGUAAGGCAACCUUCAGGGAAAUUCAAGAGGGGCGGAGCCCUAGGAGGCAGACCAAAUGAUAGAUAUUUUACCCCACAAUGCGGGAAAUGCAAGAAAUACCACAGAUGUCAGUGUGGUGUGACUCCAAAUGCUUGCUUUAAGUAUGGUCAGACUGGCCACUUUGCUCGAAACUGUACUUCUACUGUGGGGCAAGCUGCGAAUCUGCAGGCCUUGCCGACUUCUGCUACCAUUACUGAUGCUCUUCCUAUGGUUGGACGCGUCUAUACUACAAAUGUCCAACAUUUUGAUAAGGCUCCGAACUUAGUUAAAGGUAUAAUUUUCAUUUCUAAUCAUGACUUAUCUGUGUUGUUUGACUCUGGAGUGACCCAUUCUUUUAUUGGGAAUAUAUGGCUAUGGGGUAAUUUAAAUGUAACAAGGAUGGAUUCCCCGAUGCAUAUUACUACUGCUACAAGAGAGUCUGGUUGUGAGAAGGAAGAAGAAAUUUUGAAUAUACCGCUGGUGAGUGAGUUUGUAGAUGUUUUCCCUGAUGAAAUACCAAAAUUCUCAUCUGAGAGGGAGAUUGAAUUAUCUAUUGAUAUGUUGCCUAGUGUGGGACCUAUCUCUUUUGCUCUAUACCGGAUGUCGCCGCUGGAAUUGGCUGAACUAAAGAAACAUAUUGAAGAGCUCUUUGCAAAAAAAUUUAUCAGACCUAGUGUGUCUCCAUAG
Molecule: messenger RNA, 1488 nt
Organism: Gastrolobium bilobum
Lineage: Eukaryota; Viridiplantae; Streptophyta; Magnoliopsida; Fabales; Fabaceae
Exons: 3
Coding region: 1-1488 (495 amino acids)
Source: RefSeq, a predicted model, not a curated record